Messenger RNA from Strigops habroptila (Kakapo), 4760 nucleotides. RefSeq names its product LIM zinc finger domain containing 2 (gene LIMS2). Gene Ontology annotation, cellular component: cell-cell junction; cytoplasm; focal adhesion. Gene Ontology annotation, biological process: cell-cell adhesion; cell-cell junction organization; positive regulation of integrin-mediated signaling pathway. The coding region runs from base 92 to 1117 and encodes 341 amino acids. The transcript is spliced from 10 exons. Lineage: Eukaryota; Metazoa; Chordata; Aves; Psittaciformes; Psittacidae. The record is from RefSeq and is a predicted model, not a curated record.
GCUCGCUGGGACUGGUGCCGCCGCGCAGAGCCGCGUGUCCCGCCGCGCACCCGCUCCGCCACGGCCCGGCGCCGGCCGGGGGCGCGCCGCCAUGACGGGCAGUAAUAUGUCCGAUGCUCUUGCAAAUGCAGUCUGUGAACGCUGCCAGGCUCGAUUUGAUCCUGCAGAGAAGAUUGUCAACAGCAAUGGGGAGCUCUAUCAUGAAAACUGCUUUGUCUGUGCUCAGUGUUUUCGUCAGUUCCCAGAUGGACUUUUUUAUGAGUUUGAAGGUCGGAAGUACUGUGAACAUGACUUUCAGAUGCUGUUUGCUCCUUGCUGUGGGGAAUGUGGUGAGUUUAUUAUUGGGCGUGUUAUCAAGGCAAUGAACAACAACUGGCACCCAGAAUGUUUCCGCUGUGAGCUCUGCGAUGUAGCACUUGCAGACCUGGGUUUUGUGAGGAAUGCUGGCAGGCAUCUGUGCAGGCCAUGCCAUAACCGUGAAAAAGCUAAGGGACUGGGCAAGUACAUCUGUCAGAAGUGCCACCUGAUAAUUGAGGAGCAGCCUCUGAUGUUCAGGAAUGAUUCCUACCAUCCGGAUCACUUCAACUGCACCCACUGUGGGAAGGAGCUGACUGCUGAGGCCCGGGAACUGAAGGGAGAACUGUAUUGCCUGCCCUGCCAUGACAAGAUGGGAAUCCCCAUAUGUGGAGCCUGCCGCAGGCCCAUUGAGGGACGGGUGGUCAAUGCCCUGGGAAAGCAAUGGCAUGUUGAGCAUUUUGUUUGUGCCAAGUGUGAGAAGCCAUUCUUGGGUCACCGACACUAUGAGAAAAAAGGACUGGCUUAUUGUGAAACUCACUAUAACCAGCUCUUUGGAGAUGUCUGCUACAACUGCAGCCACGUGAUAGAGGGAGAUGUGGUAUCAGCUCUUAACAAGGCCUGGUGUGUGAACUGCUUCUCCUGCUCCACCUGCAACAUCAAGCUUACACUGAAGAACAAGUUUGUGGAGUUUGACAUGAAGCCUGUGUGCAAGAAGUGCUAUGAGAAAUUCCCUCUGGAGCUGAAGAAACGCCUGAAGAAGUUGUCAGAGCUGACAUCCAAGAAGGCACAACCCAAAGCUCUGGAUUUAAACUCUGCUUAAACAGGUCUGUCAGUCUAUUGACUGCACUCUUACAGUCAUAAGCUGCUGCUCAGAGCAGCUGUUGAUUACAGAGGCAAUUACUAACAAGUGAAACCAAAGAUUAGUACCUUCCCCUUCUCCUGGUAAUGUAGCUUUCAUCUUGACUAUCACUUUUCUCAAGCAGUUGUCUAUUAACACUGGCAGAAAGAGAAAUAUGAUUUCUGCUUGAGCAGCUUACAGGCUGGUUAUUAAUUUGCUAAUAACAACUUACUCUGCCUUGUGAAUUGUACACAGUCUUGCGUUCCUCAACUGAACUGUAGAUCUCUCUCCAAUCCGCCACAGUCUAAGGAAUUUGGAAACAGCGGUUAAGUGUAGGGGUGGAAGAAAUUUAUGAUUUGCUAUUUUUCAGUUAAAGUAUAAAAAUUUCUUAGAAAUUUAGAAAACUCUGGGUGAAGACAUUUAAAAUUUUUUAAUAUCUAGGCAAAUAUUCUGAAAGCUGCUAUUCUUUGCUACAUGCAAAAUGUUCUCAUCUUUCUCCAGAUUCCUACUGAGCGUAUAUGAAUGCUGUACAGUCCUUCUGGUUUGCAGGUUUACUGGGAAAGCCCAGGAACCAGUAGUUACGGCAUCUGCACUGCUCACUUGUUUGACUUAGGUCCAGUAUUAAGACAGCUGAAGAACUUUGCUUUGCUGCUUCUCUGUUCAGUACUAAGAAGAUCUCAAUUGUCAAGGCCAUGUCAGCCUCUUCCGAAUAGUUGGGCUCUCCUUAACAAGGAGGUUGCUAUGGGAAAGGAAAGAUUUUGUUAGAAACUGACACUAUAAAUUUUCUCCAUUUGUUCUCUACUACUAUGUGGGAACUUCUAGUGGUCAACACAAAGUAUGUCCUAUCCACUGGCAUAGCUGGCAUUUCUUGAGGCAAUGUGGCUGGAGCCUUGGUUGUUCAUUUGCAUGAUGCAAUCAAAUUGAUAAUAUGGUGCCAACUGAAGUGCUUCAGUUUCCCUGUCCUUCUCACUUUAUUUGGAAGAUGAGCGUAAACUUGUUGGUCCUGACUGUACUUGAAGAGAGGACCUCACACAUGAAUCUGUACAUCUUAAGCAUAUAGUUCUGCUCUGUAGGUUUGCCUGUCACUGGUGAAGUUUCACUCGUCCUACAGUUUCUGCUAGAACAACCCAAGGUGCUGAGAAAUUUACUGGGUUUGAAGAUCCUUGAUGUUUCUUCAGGGGUGAGCCAUCAGCAGUGCUGCUCCUGAGUCCACUUGUACAAUCAUAGUGUUGUAUAAUCAUGGGGAGCUUCUGAGACCUCUAUGUGUCCUCUGUAGUUUCUUGUGCUGAACUAAGCUGAGCAGCCUGAAUAGUUGGAGGCUCUGCCUGCCCUUUUACAGGGUGGACAGGAUGACAGGCACUGGAGGACUGCUGUCCCUUGCAUGAUUUAAAUCUUCCCAAAAGUGGCUAGUUUAGUAGGUUAGAUUAACACAACAGUUGGCCCUAGGCACCACCCUGCAGUCCCAAGUGAAUUAGCUAGCAAGAAGUUAGAGCUUCCUCACUUCUUACGUGUGUGAGAAGCAACUGGAUUGGGGCAAUAAUGUACCUUAAAAUUGCCCUCACUGCCAUCACACUUUGCUCAGAAUAGAUCUAAACUAGAUAAUAGCUAAAGCGUUGAUAGCUGUUCACACACUUGCUGUAGCUACUACCCGUGAAACUGCACCAGUGAUAUCACAGCAGUGGUGGGAAAUCCUGGUUAACUGUGUGCAGGUAAGAAUCCCGCAUGAGACCAUCUCUUAGAUACUUAAUGGCUUUGCUAAUUCAAAUUCCUUCAGGUGCUUUGCUUUUUAGUGCCAUAAGCUAACAUAAACUUCUAACUGAGAUAUAUUGCAUCUGCUAUAACACUGAUGAGGGGACAGGUAAAAUCCUAACAGUAGAACUCUUCCAUCCUCUUCUGAACAAUAUGCACUGUAGCUUACAGUAAUAGUAGCUGGUUUUGUCACUGCUUUAGGAGAACAUGUGGCUAGUCACUUUUCUCGCACCGGCCUUUAAAUGGCCUUCAGUUAAGGGCACAAAGAGCAGCAUGUCUUUUGGUGCAGUAGUAUGUGGCCACUGCAAGAGUCUAAGUGCAGUUCAUUAUGCUGUGCAGAGUCUUCUCAGCAUGAAGCAUUCAGGUCUCUUCCUAUAACUUUAGUCACAGGCUGUGUCUAAUGCUAAAUCUGAGCAGCUGUGUAUCUUCAGCCUCCUGGGAAGAUGGUGGAGGAACACACAGCCGCAAAGCUGCUGGUAAAUAUGGAAAGACUAUGUGACUAGCAGGCAAUAGGUGAUAAUUCUUUCAGUGGCCAUUCUCAAGUUCAGCAAUGGAAAAUGCAUGUAUGUAGAGGUGAAUGGAAUGACUUUUGCGCUACAAGUAGAGAUACAGUGUGUGCUCUCACUUUGUCUUGUGUUUGCAACUCAGACCUUCAGUGUUCAAAGGAUAGCUGAUACUGUCUUUGGUAAGCUAUUCAGUUAUCUAGGAUUUGGAUUAUGUCCUUAAGAGCAUUUCCCAAAUUAGUGGGUGAAAAAAAUCAUCAUAAUCCUUCAUCUCUGUAUUAGCAGAGGGUGAUGUUCUCUUAGUAUCUCUUAAAUUAGUAAUCUUUCGCAAUUAUUUUUCUUACACUUCUGCUGCCCAUAGCCUACAAUGUACAGAGUUACAGAAGUGAGUAUUACUGACAUGCCUUUUAUGGGACAGUGGAAUUGAAGGAGUAGGAAAAGUAACUAUAAAUAGUUUAAAUAAACUUACCUUCCCCGACUUCAAAUCCACUUUUUAAAAACUAAGUAGAAUUUCGUGCAGACUUACAAAUUCUCCUUAAAGUGUUGCUAGGGAAACAGGUUAUUUGUUUGUUAGUUUGUUGUUUGGUUGGUUUUGUUGUUUUGGGAUUUUUUUUUUAAAAUCAAGGUCUUGGUCAGAAACAAGCUGCAUGCUUUUUUCCAUUGCUGUGAAUAGACAUGCUGGCCAAAUUCAUCCUAGGUAUCACACCACUGGAGAGUGUAGAUUUAUAUCAAGGUUGAACUUGGCUCAGAAGUCUACACUUACCAAAAGCUGUUGUCUCAUUAUAUACAUUUAUAGUUUACAUUCAUAUUUAUACAUACUGAAUUAAAAUCACUAAUAUUCACUGAGUACACUUGAAAAUGGUUUUGCUUUUAGAAACCACGCUACGUGAAGCUUGUUUGUAUUCAAAGGGUAUGUUAAUCACAGUCUCUCUUUAUGGCAACCGAAUCUAUUCUGUAGGGUUUGCAUCCUAGUGUUUAUUUUUACAACAGUCUGUGCAAUGUAGGCAAAUACUGUUCAACCUUCUGUACAGAGAGUUUCUAGAUGUUGUGUGUUUUGUAUCAUGAUGUGACUGACACCUUGUUAAAAAGUGAUGGUGAAGGAGUAGAUUGCAGGCGGACGUAAUAAAUGUAGUUGUACUAGUCUGUAAAGCACUAUUAAGUGCUGAGGAUGGUAUAGAGUGAGUAAAGAAUUAGCAGCUACUUGGCUUGGUUCAGGCCUUGAUGAGCAGUGUGGAUUCUGCACUGUGUGGAGCUCUCAUUUUGUCACACAUUGCCUGUGCUAACCAAAACGUGAUCGUGGAUUGAAAUGUUGUAAUACUGUCCCUUUUUAUGUUUCUGUAAUAAAGUUAACUGUAAUACAUUUUAAAUCUUCA